AUGGGGAAUAAUCUUUGUCAUUAAACAGGGGAGAGAUCAUCUCAGUUUCCUUAAUAGCUUCUUAAAUAGGAUAUGGGGAACUGUGAAAUUGUGUUGACAGCAGGUCAUGUAGAGAAUGAGGAUGUAGAAUGCUUAGUAAUUCCAACUGAUUCUGAAUACUCGAAUAUUAAGUAAAGUGAUAAGCCAACAUUCGUAUAAUUAAAUGGGAAAUGUGUGUUUGUGUCAGCUAGGAAGAAACAGAAAAACUAGAUUUUGGCUGUUGUUAUUGAUAAGGAGAUGGUAUUGAAUAGUGAUAAAAGUGACGAUGAAAAAUAAACAAUUUAUCAGGCAGUUUAGGAGGCGUUAAAAAUAGCAGAGUAAAAGUAAAUGAAAUCUAUUGGGUUUCCAGUAUUUGAGUCGAAAGAUAGCACGACAUCAGCAACUAUUAUGUUGAUGGCCAUUAAGUUAAGUGUGACGGAGUAAAAAAUUAAGUCAUUAAAAAGAAUAGUAAUUACAUUAGACCAUAUUGAGUAGGUGAGUAGUUUUAAAUGGGUGUUUUAAUAAGUAUUUCGAGGGAAUCAGCAAAUGGCACAUUCAAGAACCUAUUCAAAUUCAAUUAUGGAUCAAAUGGAAUCAAUAUCAAUUGAUGUCGUUAAACCCAAGUAAAAGAGUGCUACCAAUGAGGAAAAACCAUGAGAAAAUUGCAUAAUUUAUAAGUAACAAAUUGAUUUAUAUUAUUUUCAUUAAAUU
This is a messenger RNA of Paramecium tetraurelia, 729 nucleotides long. RefSeq lists its product as uncharacterized. The record is from RefSeq and is a predicted model, not a curated record. The transcript is spliced from 4 exons. NCBI's taxonomy places the organism in Eukaryota, Ciliophora, Oligohymenophorea, Peniculida, Parameciidae.